CGCGGAGUGGAUCCUGUGGCUGAAUCUGGGGAGGAGGGGCCUAAGGCGUGAGGGAAGCUGCGAUGAGGACCUCGUUGAAAUGGAAAAUUAAAAUCGAUCAGUGUAUCUAUGGCCUCGCAUUUAAGCCCGAUGGAACUCAACUGAUUGUGGCUGCAGGAAACAAGUUACUGGUUUAUGACGCCUCUGAUGGAUCCUUACUUCAGCCCCUUAAGGGACACAAAGACACGGUGUACUGUGUGGCAUAUGCAAAGGAUGGCAAGCGGUUUGCUUCUGGAUCAGCUGACAAAUGCGUUAUCAUUUGGACGUCAAAACUGGAAGGCAUUCUGAAGUACACGCACUGCGACUCUGUACAGUGUGUCUCUUACAACCCUAUCACCCACCAGUUGGCAUCUUGUUCCUCCAACGAGUUCGGGCUGUGGUCUCCUGAGCAGAAGUCUGUCUCCAAGAACAAACCCAGCAGCAAGAUCACCUGCUGCAGCUGGACAAAUGAUGGCCAGUACCUGGCUCUGGGGAUGUUCAAUGGCGUUAUCAGCAUACGGAACAAAAAUGGUGACGAGAAGGUGAAGAUCGAGCGGCCUGGAGGCACCCUCUCCCCAAUAUGGUCCAUCUGCUGGAACCCUUCAAGAGAGGAACAUAAUGACAUCCUGGCUGUAGCUGACUGGGGACAGAAACUUUCCUUCUACCAACUGAGUGGAAAGCAGAUUGGGAAGGAUCGGCCACUGAACUUUGAUCCCUGCUGCAUCAGCUACUUUACAAAGGGAGAGUACAUUUUGCUGGGGGGGUCAGACAAACAAGUGUCCCUUUUCACCAAAGACGGAGUGCGUCUUGGGCCUGUUGGGGAGCAGAACUCCUCCUGGGUGUGGACGUGUAAAGUGAAACCUGAUUCCAACUAUGUGGCAAUAGGCUGCCAGGAUGGCACCAUUAGCCUCCACCAGCUGGUCUUCAACACAAUCCAUGGGCUUUACAAGGACCGUUAUACCUAUAGGGACAGCAUGACUGAUGUCAUUGUGCAGCACCUGAUUACCGAGCAGAAAGUUCGGAUUAAAUGCAGAGAGCUUGUCAAGAAAAUUGCCAUCUACAAAAAUCGAUUAGCUAUCCAACUUCCAGAGAAAAUCCUCAUCUAUGAGUUGUAUUCAGAUGACUCGUCAGACAUGCAUUACCGGGUGAAGGAGAGAAUGAUCAGGAAGUUGGAGUGCAACCUCCUUGUGGUUUGUGCCAACCACAUCGUCCUCUGCCAGGAGAAGCGGCUGCAGUGCCUGACCUUCAGUGGAGUGAAGGAGCGGGAAUGGCAGAUGGAAUCUCUCAUUCGAUACAUCAAGGUGAUUGGUGGCCCUCCUGGAAGGGAAGGUCUGUUAGUGGGCCUGAAGAAUGGACAGAUCCUGAAGAUCUUUGUGGACAAUCUCUUUCCCGUCGUCCUGCUGAAGCAGGCCACAGCUGUUCGCUGCUUGGACAUAAGUGCCACCCGGAAAAAGCUUGCUGUGGUGGAUGAAAACGACACGUGCCUGGUAUAUGACAUCCAUACCAAGGAGCUGCUUUUUCAGGAACCAAAUGCCAACAGUGUGGCCUGGAACACCCAGUGUGAGGACAUGCUCUGUUUCUCUGGAGGAGGCUACCUCAACAUCAAGGCCAGCAACUUCCCUGUGCACCAGCAGAAGCUGCAGGGCUUUGUGGUCGGCUACAAUGGCUCCAAGAUCUUCUGCCUCCAUGUCUUCGCUAUGUCUGCUGUGGAGGUGCCGCAGUCAGCUCCAAUGUACCAGUACCUGGAUAAGAAAAUGUUCAGAGAAGCCUACCAGAUUGCUUGCUUGGGUGUGACGGACACUGAUUGGCGGGAGCUGGCCAUGGAGGCUCUAGAAGGACUAGAGUUUGAAACUGCAAAGAAGGCUUUCGCUAGAGUCCAAGACCUGCGGUACUUAGAGCUGAUCAGCAGCAUCGAGGAGAGGAAGAAGCGGGGCGAGAGCAACAAUGACCUGUUUUUGGCAGAUGUGUUUGCCUACCAAGGGAAGUUCCACGAAGCCGCCAAACUGUACAGGAGAAGCGGGCGUGAGAGCCUCGCACUUGACAUGUACACCGACCUCUGCAUGUUCGAGUACGCCAAGGAUUUCCUUGGAUCUGGAGACCCCAAAGAAACAAAGAUGCUAAUCACUAAGCAGGCUGACUGGGCCAGAAAUAUCCAUGAGCCUAAAGCCGCUGUGGAGAUGUACGUCUCAGCGGGGGAGCAUGUCAAGGCCAUCGAGCUCAGCGGCGACCAUGGCUGGGUUGACAUGUUGAUCGACAUCGCCCGUAAACUGGACAAGGCUGAGCGUGAGCCCCUGCUAAUGUGUGCUGGCUACUUCAAGAAGCUGAACCACCCAAGCUACGCUGCUGAGACCUACUUGAAGAUUGGUGACCUGAGGUCCUUGGUGCAACUGCAUGUGGAGACCCAGCGCUGGGACGAGGCCUUUGCUCUGGGCGAGAAGCAUCCCGAGUUCAAGGAUGACAUCUACGUGCCCUAUGCUCAGUGGCUAGCAGAGAACGAUCGCUUUGAGGAGGCCCAGAAAGCAUUCCACAAGGCUGGGCGGCAGAGAGAAGCAGUCAGGGUGCUGGAGCAGCUCACACACAACGCAGUGGUGGAGAGCAGGUUCAGUGACGCUGCCUAUUACUACUGGAUGCUGUCUAUGCAGUGCCUUGAUAUCGCUCAAGAUCCUGACCAGAAGGACACAAUGCUUGACAAGUUCCACCAUUUCCAGCACCUGGCUGAGCUGUACCACGGCUACCAUGCCAUUCAGCGGUACACGGAGGAGCCCUUCAGCUUCCAUCUUCCAGAAACCCUCUUCAACAUCUCCAGGUUCCUGCUGCACAGUUUGACCAAGGAUACCCCCUUGGGCAUCUCUAAAGUGAACACACUCUUUACCCUGGCCAAGCAGAGCAAGGCCCUGGGUGCCUACAAGCUGGCCCGGCAUGCCUAUGACAAGCUGCAGGGCCUGCAGAUCCCAGCCAGGUUCCAGAAGUCCAUUGAGCUGGGCAGCCUAACCAUCCGCUCCAAGCCCUUCCAUGACAGUGAGGAGCUAGUACCCUUGUGCUACCGCUGUUCCACCAACAACCCGCUGCUGAACAGCCUGGGCAACGUGUGCAUCAAUUGCCGCCAACCCUUCGUCUUCUCCGCCUCCUCCUACGAGGUGCUGCACCUGGUGGAGUUCUACCUGGAGGAAGGGAUCACUGAUGAAGAAGCUGUCUCCCUCAUUGACCUGGAGGUCCCAAGACACAAGCGGGAGAGCAAGUGGCAGGAGAUCUCAAGCAACAAUUCCCAGACGCUGAGGCUGGAUGAGACCAUGGACUCCAUAGGAGAUGAGGACCCGUUCACAGCCAAGCUGAGCUUUGAGCAAGGGGGCUCGGAGUUCGUGCCUGUGGUGGUGAGCCGGUCAGUGCUGCGCUCCAUGAGCCGCCGGGAUGUCCUCAUCAAGCGCUGGCCUCCACCCCUGCAGUGGCAGUACUUCCGCUCACUGCUGCCUGACGCCUCCAUCACUAUGUGCCCCUCCUGCUUCCAGAUGUUCCACUCGGAGGACUACGAGCUGCUGGUGCUGCAGCACGCCUGCUGUCCCUACUGCCGGAGGCCCAUCAGCGACCCCAGCCCAUGAUCAACAACUGUACCUGGCCGCCUUGGGGGAGGCUGUGGGAGGGAAGAGAGCUAAAGGCAGAACGUGCUCCUACCCAGAUGAAGUUCGGGUCUCAGGGAGGGGCUUGUAACCACAGCAUUCCUAUUUAUGGCAUUUCGUGCCUUGUAAAUAGCACCAGGAGAUGGGGAAGAGCAUGUACACAUGUUUUCUAAGAAAAAAAAUCUGUUACUUUCAGAAGGGCUCAAGUUGUUCACGGCAGCCUGCUGGAGUCCACAGAUCUGUCAGACCGUUAACAUGUACGCUUUGCCGACAGAUUGCCUCAAUAAUGACAAAUAAAGGGCUACUCGUUCUC
Messenger RNA from Castor canadensis (American beaver), 3945 nucleotides. RefSeq names its product intraflagellar transport 122 (gene Ift122). Gene Ontology annotation, cellular component: intraciliary transport particle A; non-motile cilium. Gene Ontology annotation, molecular function: protein binding. Lineage: Eukaryota; Metazoa; Chordata; Mammalia; Rodentia; Castoridae. The record is from RefSeq and is a predicted model, not a curated record. Gene Ontology annotation, biological process: intraciliary retrograde transport; protein localization to cilium; non-motile cilium assembly.